Molecule: messenger RNA, 2290 nt
Organism: Durio zibethinus
Lineage: Eukaryota; Viridiplantae; Streptophyta; Magnoliopsida; Malvales; Malvaceae
Product: homeobox protein knotted-1-like 2
Biological process (GO): regulation of DNA-templated transcription
Cellular component (GO): nucleus
Molecular function (GO): DNA-binding transcription factor activity, RNA polymerase II-specific; DNA binding
Source: RefSeq, a predicted model, not a curated record
ACUAUAAAGGAGAGAGGGAAAGAGAGAGAAAGCAAAGGAAGAAAAAUCUACAAAUCCAAAUUGCCUUAUCUCUUGGCCUUCUUUCUCUUUAUUAAUUUUCAAAUAUUUCUUUUUCUUUCAACAAACAACGUCUUGUCAACGACCCAAAGCUAAGCAGUCCGCUUGCCAGUUCAGGCUUCAGCUUCCCCUUUCUCUCCUCUCCUUCCUAGCGUUCAACCUUUGUCAGAUCAUUUCAAAAUUCUCAGUUUAUAUCUUGGUUUUUCGGAAUUUUUUUGGCUAUUUUUGUUGAUCUUCUCUUAACAUGUGCAAGUCUUGGUGCAAUUUUCACUUCAAGGCCUCCUUGACAUAAAACUGUAAAGAAUUUCGAUGUUCUUCCCUUAUUAAUCCAAAGUUCAAGUCUAGUCAUUUGAUGUGAAAAUGGUAGACUUUUUGCAGUAAAUGAUCAGUAGGUAUCUUAGCCUAUACUCUUUAGGGUUUCUAUUGCCAUACGCUACUUCGUUCUUUAGGGUUUUACGUUUUCUUUGUCUGAAUUUUUUUUGCUAGUUUGGCUCACUUGGUUUUGUUCAAAAAACAAAUAAAAAUCAUGGAAGAAUAUAAUCAGCUAAACGAGAAUGGUAACCCGAGGGGAAAUUUCUUGUACGCAUCUCCAGUUCUCGCACCAAAUUCUUCUCCAUAUGGGAGAGCAAGUAGUGGCUCUAACGUGACUAAUCAGCAGACCCAGAUGCCUUUAACUUCCUUCCAUCUUCAAUCAAGCGAGUGCUAUCAAUCCGAGGCACACCCAAUUGUGAAAACUGAAGCUAGUACUUCACAACAUGGCCAGAAAUUUCAGUACCCUUUGUUGAGAGGGCAUCAAGCAAUUCAUCACCAACAAGAAGGGAAUGAAAGCUCCAGUGAAGUAGAAGCUAUCAAAGCCAAGAUCAUUGCUCAUCCUCAGUACUCUAGCCUCUUGGAAGCUUACAUGGAUUGCCAAAAGGUUGGAGCUCCGCCUGAAGUAGUAGACCGGCUAGCAGCUGCUCGACAAGAGUUCGAGGCAAGGCAGCGAUCUUCAGUGACAUCGAGAGACAACUCCAAAGACCCGGAACUCGAUCAGUUUAUGGAAGCUUAUUAUGACAUGUUGGUGAAAUAUCGAGAGGAACUAACAAGGCCAAUACAAGAAGCAUUGGAUUUCAUGCGGAGGAUCGAGGCUCAACUUAACAUGCUCAGCAAUGGUCCCGUGCGGAUCUUCAAUUCUGAUGAGAAGUGUGAAGGAGUUGGUUCAUCUGAGGAAGAUCAAGACAACAGUGGUGGAGAAACCGAACUACCUGAAAUUGAUCCACGUGCUGAAGAUCGAGAGCUGAAGAACCACCUAUUGAGGAAAUAUAGUGGUUACUUAAGUAGUCUCAAGCAAGAACUCUCCAAGAAAAAGAAGAAAGGGAAACUACCCAAAGAAGCUAGACAGAAGCUGCUUAGUUGGUGGGAGUUGCACUAUAAAUGGCCAUACCCUUCGGAGACAGAGAAGGUGGCAUUGGCUGAAUCAACUGGUUUGGACCAGAAACAAAUUAAUAAUUGGUUCAUAAAUCAAAGGAAGCGUCACUGGAAACCUUCUGAAGACAUGCAAUUCAUGGUGAUGGAUGGUCUGCAUCCACAGAAUGCAGCUCUAUAUAUGGAUGGUCACUACAUGGGUGAUGGUCCUUACCGUUUGGGGCCAUGAUAAUGUGCAAUACAGCAUUAUAGGUUACGUGUCUCUGCAGGAAGUUAUAUCUGUGAGUGUUUGUUUAGUUACAUUGCAGUCAUAUAACUCAAUAGUAUAUGAGAUCUUUUAGUCUUUGGAAGUUUCUUUUCAUUUGAUAGAAAUCAGGGAAGCCCAACAACUUAAUCUGGUAUCAUUGAAUAUCAAACAUCUUUAUAAUUUGGUGCAUGCCUACUCAUCGUGACGAUCAUUGACGGUGGGGAUUUUAAUCGUCAAUAUUGUGCCCUUUGCACCGGAUUCUGGAUGUUUGCCUUGCUUUCUUAUGUUAGAAGGUAUGAUUUCCUUCUUUGUAACUGUAUUGCUUUCUGAAAGUGAAAAGUAUGUAAGGAGCUAUUGCUUCCAGACAGAUGUAAUCAUGUAAUCUAAAGUUGAAGUCUUUAUGGGGCAGUACUACCUGUUAAGUGUAUAUAGUGAGAAAGUAUGAACGGAUCAGUUAAUGAAGUUGUAGUACUUGCGAUCUUCAUCUGUCCUAAGCCUUGCCAGCUUCAAUCAGCUGGAUGCUAUCUUACACUUUUCUCUCAUAUUGAUAUAUGUAUACAUCUUAGAACUUGUUUUGACUCU